GAGCAACGCCCCGCGGGCCGUCGGGAGCCGUGACAUCCGUGCUCCCGGCUAGCGGCUGGAGAGCGGGGCCAGGCCGAGGAGUGCGGGCUGGGCCGCAGAUUAUUUCAGGGACCUGACUGUGCAUAAAGCAUAGUACCCUCUGGCAUUACUCUGCAGCAGCUGGCUGCUCAGUAAAUGGUGCCAGGAAACUUGAUGUCAUGUGGCCUGUGUUUUGGACCGUGGUGCGUACCUAUGCUCCCUAUGUCACAUUCCCUGUGGCCUUCGUGGUCGGGGCUGUGGGCUACCACCUGGAAUGGUUCAUCAGGGGAAAGGAUCCCCAGCCAAUGGAGGAGGAAAAGAGCAUCUCAGAGCGCCGGGAGGAUCGUAAGCUGGAUGAGCUGCUGGGCAAGGACCACACUCAGGUGGUGAGCCUUAAGGACAAGCUGGAGUUUGCUCCUAAAGCUGUCCUGAACAGAAACCGCCCAGAGAAGAACUAAUGGAGGACAUAGGGCCAUAUGGUCCACAGGGCUGAGACUGGUUCUGCCAUGUCGACCCAGCCCCAGAACAUAUAUCUGAUUUGCUUUGCUGCUUAUUCUGGCCUCUCCUGCACCCCACAACCACACUGUACUGGCUGUUCCUUUUUGGCCAGGCAGGCACAACAGCAGCUGAGGGGCCAGCAAAGAGGAAGGCUGCAUCUGUUGAAUGAGGUCCACAACUGCUCAGGCUUCUGGGCUUACGUGGGUGCACUGCACAGAGGACUGUUAUGGAAUGAACAUUGGUUCUCAGACUACCUGGGGAGAUGGUUUGGUCUCAGGUGGGAGGGCUGGGAUUUGGAUGUUGCCUUUAAGAGGGGUCCACACAUGUCAAGUUCUAGUUUGCACUGGGAAAAGUUCAAAAAUCUACCUGGCUUCCUCAGUUGAUUCACCCUCUUUCGUGUUCAUUCUUUCAGAAAUUCUGUUAGCUCAGGAAUGGGAUUCCCCAGGGAAGGAAAGCAUUUUUCUGUUGUCAGAAGCUCAGGCUGCUCACCUUGGGACAGGGAGGAACAUGUGCCUGGUGAAUUUGCUUGAAAACAAUCACUGUCUUCCACUCCUCACUGAUGUGUAAUGAAAACCUUGAUUAAAGUGGCAACUGAGCA
Molecule: messenger RNA, 1114 nt
Organism: Marmota monax (woodchuck)
Lineage: Eukaryota; Metazoa; Chordata; Mammalia; Rodentia; Sciuridae
Gene: Smim12
Product: small integral membrane protein 12
Exons: 3
Coding region: 198-476 (92 amino acids)
Source: RefSeq, a predicted model, not a curated record